Molecule: messenger RNA, 1016 nt
Organism: Rubroshorea leprosula
Lineage: Eukaryota; Viridiplantae; Streptophyta; Magnoliopsida; Malvales; Dipterocarpaceae
Source: the annotation of a GenBank genome assembly
AAAAAGAGCUGCUCAUACAUAGAGAGAGAGAAAGAGAGAGGGAGGAGAGGAUUCUUCAUUCCUGGCCAAGAGUAUGGCUCAAACUUGCAGCUCCGCAGGGUGGAUAUGGGUCUCUGUGAUGCUUCUUCUUGCUCAUUUCACCUCCACUGCAUCCGUCGAAGACGGUAUGUAUUCUCUGUUUCUUCUUCUGUUUCCCUCCUUUUGCAACUUCAUUGUUUUUUGGGGGCCUUUUAAAGGGUUGGGCUCUUUAACUUUUGUAUAGUUUUUAUUUAAGAGUUUCUAUAUUGUAAAUUUGUAAUUUCACAUGGUAGAUAAUGCAGCAGUUAACGGCGAUUUCGAAGAAGGCGCCUGGUUGUUCAGAAACACUUCCCUUGGCGUACUGCUUCCGACGAACCUCGACGAGGAAAUAUCUCCGUUGCCGGGAUGGAAUGUGGAAUCGAACCGGGCAGUUCGUUACAUUGACUCGUACCAUUUUUCAGUUCCCGGAGGGAAACGCGCCGUGGAAUUGCUCUCGGGGAAAGAAGGCAUAAUUUCGCAAAUGGUGGAAACCGUGCCUAACAAAGAAUACCGCUUGACUUUCAAUUUGGGGGAGGCUGGGGAUAAAUGCAAGCAGCCACUCGCCGUCAUGGCCCACGCCGGAGAUCAGGCGCAGAGUAUCCACUACACGCCGGAUUCCAACUCCACCUUCCACACCGCCAACCUGAAUUUCACGGCUAAGGCGGAUAGAACAAGAAUCGCGUUCUUCAGCGUGUAUUACAACACGAGGUCUGAUGAUAUGAGCUCGUUGUGUGGGCCGGUGUUGGAUGAUGUGAGGGUUUGGUAUUCGGGUUGUGGUAGAAUUGGGUUCGGUGGACUGGGACUUGGGCUUGCUUUUUGGGUGUUUGUGUGGCUUUUGGUUUAGAGGUUGGGCAAACUUGGGCUAGAAUAGUGUGGUGGCUCAACUGGUUCGCUUGGUGUUUGGUGGUGUAAGAUAUGGGAAGUGUUGGGAAAAGCUACAAUCCCACGUCUAAGUUGUA